Kluyveromyces marxianus DMKU3-1042 is the source of this 2031-nucleotide messenger RNA. RefSeq names its product pseudouridine synthase PUS7 (gene PUS7). Gene Ontology annotation, cellular component: nucleus. The coding region runs from base 1 to 2031 and encodes 676 amino acids. Gene Ontology annotation, biological process: pseudouridine synthesis. The record is from RefSeq and is a predicted model, not a curated record. The transcript has a single exon. NCBI's taxonomy places the organism in Eukaryota, Fungi, Ascomycota, Saccharomycetes, Saccharomycetales, Saccharomycetaceae. Gene Ontology annotation, molecular function: pseudouridine synthase activity; RNA binding.
AUGUCUAAACAUACAUUGACAGGUGAAUCGGAAUUGGUCGCUGAACAACAUGAAGUCAAGCGUACUAAGAUUUCUGAUGGUAUUAACGAUGGUUUGAAUAAUGGUAAUAUCACUGAGGAAGACGUUGGUAUCACAAAAUACCUCAACAAUGAUAGCUCCGGUUUCAAGGGUCAAAUUAAGCAAAGGUACACUGAUUUUCUUGUUAAUGAAAUCACGAAAAAGGGUGAAGUUGUACAUCUAACGGACAAAGGGUUUAAUAUGCCAAAAAAGCCUAAGCCAACUAAGGAACAAAUCGAACAGUCUCAAAAAGAGGAACAUGAAAGAAGACAGAACUUCAAGGUCGAUUCUGAGAUAAGAAAUGAGUUGGUAGCUUUGCUAGAAGAAGAAAACGUCCAAAAGAUUGAAGAGGUCUAUCGUACUGGUAAGCAAAUUGAAAUACCAAAGGUAUUUGAAGACAAAUUGGAAAGAACUAAGAUUCAUCAAUUGUUACGUAAAGGUUUUGAAAAUAAGUUAGAAUCUGUUACCACUGCUGACAACCAGUUUAUUAUUGGUAUGGCAACUCGUCAAACGCGUGUCAGCAAACAAGAACUAAUCGAACAAACUAAGGACAAGAAUGGAGUUGAGAAUUGGGGAUACGGUCCAUCGAAAUCGUAUAUUCACUUCACCGUGUACAAGGAAAACAAGGAUACUAUGGAUGUUGCUAAUAUUUUGUCAAAGUAUAUGAGAAUUCCAACAAGAUUAAUUAGAUUUUCCGGAACCAAGGAUCGUAGGGCUGUUACGUGUCAAAGAAUGUCAAUCUCUAAGAUUGGACUCGAUAGGCUAAACGGCUUAAACAAAGGUCUUAAGGGAAUUGUCUUGGGUGGCUACAAAUAUGAAGAUGAACCUUUAAAUUUGGGGGAUUUGCAAGGUAAUGAAUUUACUAUUGCUAUCAGAGAUGUUACUUUGAAAAACGAAUCUGAUGAUUUAGAGUCAAUUCUAUCUACCGGUGUAAAGUCUUUGCAAGAAAAUGGGUUCAUCAACUACUUUGGGAUGCAAAGAUUUGGUACUUUCAGUGUAUCAACGCAUCAAAUCGGUCAGGCUUUACUUUCUGGUAAUUGGAAGCAAGCUGCAGAUCUAAUUUUGGCUGAGCAAGAAAACGUGUUACCUGCAUCCAAAGACGCUAGAAGAAUAUGGGCAGAAUCCAGGAACCCUAUUGCAGCUUCUAGGGCAAUGCCACGUCAGUGCUUGGCAGAAAAUGCAAUUCUAAACGCCUUAUGUAACGAGGAAAAGGAUGACUCUACCCAAGAUUACACGAUGGCUUCUUACCACAAUGCUAUUCUAAAAAUUCCAAGAAACUUGAGAACUAUGUAUGUGCACGCUUACCAGAGCUACAUUUGGAAUAAAAUUGCCAGUAAAAGGAUUGGGCUAUUCGGCUUAGAAGUUGUAGAAGGUGAUUUGAUCGUUGAUGGUUCAGAAGAUGUUGCUUCUGUUAAACAAAGCGAGCAAGAAGAUGAAGAUUUCGACGAAGAUCUACGUGAGUCCAAAUUUAUUCGUGCUAGACCUGUUACUGCUGAAGAAGUUGCAUCUAAGAAGUUCACUAUGGAGGACAUUGUGCUACCUACCCCUGGAUUCGAUAUUUUAUAUCCAAAUAACGAAAAGUUACGUCAAUUGUAUGUUGACAUCAUGGCUAAGGAUAACAUGGAUCCAUUUGAUAUGAAAAGAAAGGUUAGAGAUUUUUCUCUUGCUGGUUCUUACAGACAUGUCAUCCACAAGCCAACGGACAUUGAAUUUAAGGUUGUUUCCUAUGAAAAUCCAACAGAUCAACUAAUCAAUACCGACUUAGAAAUACUAAAUGCAAACAGAGGAAAAGACAAUGGGCAAACUUACAUGAAGGCAAAACUUGAAAGAUACAUGAAGGUCAAGGAAGGAAGCAAGAAGGCUGUUAUCGUAAAAUUCAAACUUGGUGUAUCUGCAUACGCAACUAUGGUUCUCCGUGAAUUAAUGAAGUUGGAAACAUCCCGUCGUGGUGAUAUGUGUAAUGUUAGUGCAUGA